Molecule: messenger RNA, 4446 nt
Organism: Scatophagus argus
Lineage: Eukaryota; Metazoa; Chordata; Actinopteri; Scatophagidae
Gene: mcm9
Product: minichromosome maintenance 9 homologous recombination repair factor
Exons: 15
Coding region: 546-4340 (1264 amino acids)
Biological process (GO): double-strand break repair via homologous recombination
Cellular component (GO): nucleus; MCM complex
Molecular function (GO): single-stranded DNA helicase activity; ATP binding; single-stranded DNA binding
Source: RefSeq, a predicted model, not a curated record
UCUUAUGCGGCUUCCGUAGAGAAAACAGGAAGUGUUCUUGUGUGAACGUGUUGAAUAAACGAGACAUGGCAGAGCAACACAGUCGUUUGGUUUUACCAUCUGUCUCGACGAGUAAAACAGUCUCUUGCCGUUCCUCAAGAAUGGUAUAACAAGUAAUUUUCCCAAUAAAAAGUCGAAGGGCUGUGGGCUGGAUGGAUAGGAUUGGUGGACGGAAGUCUCUGAUGCGCAUGCAUAUUGGCCACUCUGGCUCAAUGAGCUUGCGCAGUAUGCGUUCACCCAGUCAAAUUCUUUAACGCGGGAAGCAACCUUCUUAUUAAAUGGGCCAGUGGCUGUAUUUAGAGCAACCAUGGUCAGUGGGCCGCUUUCAAAAAUAUGAACAAGGCCCCGCCUUUGACUCUCUAUCCAGUUACGCUUAAGGAAAACACACAGCUGUGCCCGCGAAACAUCAGUCGUUUUGUUUAAGUCGGUGAAGGAAAUCAAGGCGUCCUUCGAAACAAAUGUUUCCGUCUUUGUAAGAUAAGGGGUUCAGAUCACAUUGGUUCACUAUGUUGAUGAGCCCAGAACAUGAAGCCCUGAUCAGCCAAGUAUUUGAAAGCUAUCUCAAAGAAUAUCAUCAUGGGGACAUUCUCCAGCUUAUUGCAGAUACCACUGAAGAGACCCAUCACCCCGUUGUUAUUAAUGCCAUGACAUUGUUUGAAGCCAAUAUGGAGGUUGGCGACUAUUUCAACGCCUAUCCCAAUGAUGUCCUGGCUAUAUUUGACAAAGUCUUACUCAAAACAGUCGCUGAGAUAUCACAGAGUGCUUCUCCUACUCACUAUGGAGGACAGACGUCAAAAAAGUACAGAAUGAGACACAUUCCUCAUGCCCGCAUUACAGGUCUGCCUGUGUGUCCAGAGCUAACCAGAGACACCAUUCCCCACUCCAGAGAUGUAGGCCACUUUUUGUCUGUCACUGGUACUGUCAUACGCACCAGCGUUACCAAGGUCCUGGAAUAUGAACGGGACUACGUAUGCACAAAGUGUCGUCAUGUUUUCACUAUGCAGGCGGACUUUGACCAGUUUUAUACAUUUGCCCAACUGACGGCCUGUCCUAAUCCUGAUGGCUGUAACUCAAAAAAAUUCAGCUGUCUGUCUGGAGGCUCUGAACCUGCUACCUGCAGGGACUACCAGGAAAUCAAGAUACAAGAACAAGUACAGAGGCUGUCAGUGGGCAGUAUUCCUCGUUCUGUAAUGGUGGUUCUGGAGGAUGACCUGGUUGAUGGUUGUAAAUCUGGGGAUGAUGUGACUGUCUAUGGGGUGAUGUGCCAGCGCUGGAAACCCUUUUCUGAUGGCACUUGCUGUGAUGUGGAGCUGGUCCUCAAAGCUAACAACAUAGAAGUGAACAACCAGCAGGCUGCUGCUGCUCUGAUCAUGAAGGAUGUUCAGAAAGAAUUUGAAGACUUCUGGAAUAGUUAUAAACAUGAUCCCAUAGCUGGUAGGAACCAGAUCUUGCUGAGCCUGUGCCCACAGGUAUUUGGCAUGUAUUUGGUUAAACUGGCAGUGGCUAUGGUGUUGGCUGGUGGUGUGCAGAGAAUAGAUUCUUCUGGGACCAAAAUCAGGGGCGAGUGUCAUAUGUUGCUGGUUGGUGACCCUGGCACAGGAAAGUCUCAGUUCCUGAAGUAUGCAGCUAAAAUCAUGCCUCGCUCUAUACUCACAGCUGGGAUUGGAUCAACAAGUGCAGGAUUGACAGUAGCAGCAGUAAAAGAUGGAGGUGAUUGGCAUCUGGAAGCAGGAGCCUUGGUCCUGUCAGAUGGUGGUUUGUGCUGCAUUGAUGAAUUCAACAGCAUCAAGGAACAGGACCGCAUCAGCAUCCAUGAAGCUAUGGAGCAGCAAUCUAUUAGUGUGGCCAAAGCUGGUAUGGUGUGUAAGCUGAACACUCGAACUACCAUUCUGGCAGCCACCAACCCUAAAGGACCAUAUGAUCCCAACGAGCCAUUGUCUGUGAAUGUAGCUCUGGCCAGCCCUUUGCUGAGUCGUUUUGACCUUGUUCUAGUUUUGAUGGACACUAGAAACGAAGAGUGGGACCAUAUCAUCUCCUCUUUUAUUCUGGAGGACAGAGGACUGUUUGCUGAAACGCCCAGCUUCUGGACCAUGGAGAAAAUGAAAGCUUAUUUCAGUGUGAUUAAGCACUUGCAACCACAGAUGUCUGAGGAGGCCAACAGCAUCUUGAAACGUUACUAUCAGCUGCAGAGACAGAGUGAUAGCCGCAGCACUGCCCGCACAACUAUUCGCAUGUUGGAGAGUCUAAGCAGACUGGCUGAAGCUCAUGCCAGGCUAAUGUACCGAGAGACUGUGACCAUAGAGGAUGCUGUCAUGGCUGUCUCUGUCAUGGAGUGCUCUAUGCAAGGUGGCGCUCUGCUGGGAAAUGUAAAUGCAUUACUUACCUCAUUCCCUGCUGACCCUAGUAAACAGUAUCAAACUCAGUGUCAAAUACUGCUGAAAGGACUGAACUUGCCACUGCUCCUUCAGAGGGAGAUGGAUAGACUGUACAGGAUAAAAAGCAACACCUUAGAGGCCUCCCCACCAACUAGAGACACUAUUCCCAUCAACAGUGCACACCACCAUGACAUCACCAGUAAUUGCAACGGUGAUGUCUUUGACUUCUACUCCAUCACUCCUUCACUUUUGCCAGGUGGUAUGGCCUUGCCCAUAAUUACAUCAACGCAAGAACCCCUAAAAAGGAAAUCGGAUUCCAGCUGGUCAGAAAUGUCUACAGUAACCAAAGCGCCAAACUGUCAAACUGAAGACAUUCUAUGUAACAGUGGCUCAACCUGUGAUGCCCUUUCAGAUCUUUUUGGAACAGUAAUCUCUGCUUCAGAAGAAGAAAACAAAAAAAAACAGAAAAAUGAAAACAUUGAAGAACAGUGCUCUAUAACCCGAGAAGAGCAAGCUAAGAGACAUACGGAUGAAAAAUAUUCAGAGUCAUUUGGGUGUGUGUUUCAGAAAGUCUCAAAGAAUAUGAGAGACCAAAGACUCAGGGAGCUGGAGGUAAAUCAUCAGCAGUGUAACAGAGAGGGAGGAGAAGGACAAGGAAACCAGGUGGUGUCUGUAAACAGUGCGAGAAAAAAUGUGACUGAUGUUUUAGAUACACCUUCAGAAUCCCUCAUUAGCAGCACACAGUCAUUCGUUAAGAGCUGGGACCAGAUUUGGACAAAGAAUAAUAGUGUUGUACUACAGGAAAAGGUAGUAGCUGAAGCUGAAACAAGAAAAAAAAUGCAUGCAAAGUUGCCAAGCUUUGUUUUCAGACCAAGAAAGAUUACAUCAUCAGUCCACAAAUGUGACCUUAAUGUUAUUGCAGAGUUCCAAAAUCAGUGUAAUUCAGGAAACAGAGAUUUUCACACCAACAUAGAAAGCGGAGUAAGUAAACAGAAGCCUGUAAGUGAUGAUAAUUCAGCAAGCCCACAUACAGACACAGAGAAGAACAAGAGACAGAACCAGAACCAAAUUCUUUCUGAAGAUAGAAGAAAGCAGAUGAGCUGUGCUAGUGACGUGCAAGACAGCGGGUCUGAAGCUAGUCUUCAUUUUACAUCAGAAGAGCUGGGAAAGGAUAUAUUUUCCUUGGGAAAGGAUGAAGUGGCACGAGUAAAAUCUCUAGAUAGAAUAAAGGGUAGAGGCGAUACAGAAAAUCUGUGUCAUCAACAAAGAACUGGAGUCAAUGCCAUUGAUGAGACCAAAGUAGAUAGCUUUACUUGUGUCCCAUCUUUAAAACCAAGCACUUACAUCUGUGGUGCGGAACCAUCCGAAUCAGGCCACACCAAGCCUGCUGUGGCCUACUCCACCCUUGCUAAACUUUCAAGAUUCUCAUUUAUCUGUCCAACUGAAUCCACAACCACAGCUCGAAUGAAAGUGGAAAAAAGUCCACUUAGAAGAGCCUGUGCUGAAUGGUCAAGAGGAAAUGGGAAAAACGAGAAAACUCUAAGAACGAAGAUAAUUUAUGACAAAAUAAAUGACAUAUUACCCCCGCCAGCCACUGAGCUCACAGCAGAACAAAAACAUGAACAAGGGACAGAGUCACCAACUAAAACAACAUCUAAGACCAAGUGCAUAGAAAAGCAGAUAGAGCCUGCUCAUUCUGCAAAACAUAGUAACAAUUUUAAAGUAGUGAAUGAUGGUCCUGUUGUCUGUCAAAACACUGUCACUCUGAAGAAGAGAAAGCAUCUUGAGCUGGGACUUCCACCAAGUAGUGUUGAUAGUUCUAGGGGUCUUUUUUCAGGAUUGUCUUUGUUUGGCUCAGUUGACUUAGCCAGUGAUGUUCUUGACACCGACUGGGACCGAGAGGUUGCAAAGAAAGCCAACGUCUGAAAUGUGUGCAUAUGGAUCAGUAAAGUACUUCACAUCAUUUUUUUCUCUGGGGUACGUCAGUUGAUUUCUUUGCUGGGAAUAAAUGUUAACUCAUUGGAGAAGUUCA